This is a messenger RNA of Rhizophagus irregularis DAOM 181602=DAOM 197198, 1556 nucleotides long. RefSeq lists its product as uncharacterized. Gene Ontology annotation, cellular component: membrane. The record is from RefSeq and is a predicted model, not a curated record. Lineage: Eukaryota; Fungi; Glomeromycota; Glomeromycetes; Glomerales; Glomeraceae.
CCCCGCUUUUCGAACUCUCUCACUCAAAAUUAAUUAAAAAAAAGUAAAGAAUGGAUACAUCAACAACAAAUCAAACGUCAAAACCAAGUACCAAUUUUAAGAUAGUUAUAAUUUUCGGGUUGGUAAUGAUAAUAAUAAAUGGAGUAUGUGCUUCUUAUAUGUUAAGUAGAACAUUAAGUAGAUGGUACAUCACAAAGAAAAGUCUUCCCAUGGCACUUAGAGUUCCAUUCUAUAUCGCAUUAUCAGAUUUUAUAAUCUUUUCGAUAAAUUUUCCCAAUAUGUUAUAUCCAAAUAUAUAUGGAGUUCCAUGGUCAAGUUCAGUUUGUAAAGUAAUAGGAGGAGUAACAUCAUUUGCGAUAGCUAUUAAUAUGACAUUAGUAGGAUUAUUGGCAUUUUUAACAUAUUUAAGAAUAUGUCGUAAAAUGUAUAUUGAUUUAGGAAGAUAUGAUUAUAAAGGAGUAUUAUUCGUAUUAAUAACAAGUUCAACAUAUUCAUUAAUUAGUAUACCAUCAUAUGAUUCAGGAAAAUAUUGGUGUUUUACAAAUAAUAAUUCAAUACGUAUUUUACCUAUCCUUACUUUAACAUUAAAUUUUACAGUAUUAAUUAUAACAAUAUUUUCAUAUUCUUCUAUUCUCAUAGAAAUCAAUUCAAUUCGAUUCAUGAAUGAACAUAGUAAGGAAAGGAAUGAAAGGAAUGUUAAUAUUAGUAGUAAUGAAAAUAGUAAUGAAAAUAGUAUUAAUGAAAUUAGUAUUAAUGAAAAUAUUAGUAAUGAAAGUAAUGAGGAUAAUGAGGGUAAUGAGGGUAAUGAGGGUAAAAAUAAUAAUAAUGAUGAUAAUAGCAAUAACAAUAAUAAUAAUAAUAACAAUAAUAAAAAAAAUAGUUUUAUAAGUAGAACUCGUAGUAUGUUGAGUAGAAGUAAUAGUAAUAAUAAUAAUAAUAAUAAUGAGAACAAUACUACCAAAAAGAAUACUAAAAAGAUAGAACCAAUAGUUGUUAGAAAAAUUAUUGGUUACGUUUUAAUAUUUAUAAUACAAUGGACACCUCCAAUGAUUUAUGUUCUCGGUCAAAUUAUUGAUUAUGAUCCAUUAUGGGUUUAUCUUAUAACAGACGCUACGGUAAAUAUGGGUGGAAUAGGAAAUAUGAUUCAAUUCAUAAUAAAUGAAGGAUGGAGAGAUCGUUAUCAUCAUACAUCUUCAAAAGAGACUUCAACAACAAGUUCAUCAUAUGUUGGAAUAGAAACAAGCGCUCCAACACCUUCAAUUAAUAUAUUACCUCGAGUUUAUACAUCGGAUGAAUCUAAAUUUGAACUUAAGAUUAAGAUUGAUACAUCAACUAGUAUCAAUCUUGAAAAUUAUUAUUUCGAAAAUAAUGGAAAAUUACGACCUUAUUCUACUUCCACUACUUCUACAAAAGUUAGUAAUGAAGAUUCUAAUACUAUUGUUGACAUCAAUUCAGACGCCAAUACUAAAAAUACAUAAUUAAUUAGCAUAUUAACACGUAUAUAAGAGCGGUGUAUAUAUAGAUAAAAUCUAUUUUUUUUUUUAUAAAAGAAAAAA